Messenger RNA from Saccostrea cuccullata (small rock oyster), 5054 nucleotides. Its product is annotated as hamartin-like. Gene Ontology annotation, cellular component: TSC1-TSC2 complex. The record is from RefSeq and is a predicted model, not a curated record. The transcript has 23 exons. Gene Ontology annotation, biological process: negative regulation of cell population proliferation; regulation of cell cycle; negative regulation of TOR signaling. NCBI's taxonomy places the organism in Eukaryota, Metazoa, Mollusca, Bivalvia, Ostreida, Ostreidae. The coding region runs from base 105 to 3668 and encodes 1187 amino acids.
AUGUAAGACAUAGUAUCCUGUUCAUCCCCUCACCGACUUUUCUUAUAAAUCGGUCCUCUCGUGAUGUUAGACAGCAAGACAGUGCAGAAGUGAUUGCUAGCAGUAUGGCUGUGAACUCUGUUGAUGGGCGUGGGGUACAGGUGGAUGUUCGGGAACUCUUCAGUUUAUUGGAGUCUAACCAGCUCAAAACUGUGGAUGAAAUCACAGAAGAGAUUCAGCAGCACCUGAGCACCGUGAAGGAGGCAUGGCUAAUGAACAGUUUAGUGGACUACUACUAUAUAGCCCAGACUGACCGCGUCAUUGACAUUCUCACAUCAGUUCGAGAACCACACGACAAGCAUCUUGUAGAAAAAUUAACAGAUGGGAUCCGGAGUGACAAGCACCAGCUUCUGGCAAUGAAGCUUCUCCUCCAUGUUGUGUGUAAACAACCAAUGUGGGUCCACAAACUGAUAAAACCACCCAUAUUUCCAGCUCUCAUCAAAUGUCUGAAGACAGACACUGACAUUCCCCUGCUGAUGACAGGUGUGAUGGCCAUUACUAUCUUACUUCCGGCUAUUCCUUCACUUGUUGGGAAACACCUUCCAGAUAUCUUUGAUAUUUUUGGUCAUCUUAUCAAUUUCAAUGUCAAAAAGCCAAGUUCUCCCAAGGAGGGUAACGUCCCUGAUAUAUUCCUGUUACACUUACAAGUGGCCCUGUACGGACUUUUCCAUCGCUUGUACGGCAUGUUUCCUUACACCUUUCUGACCUACCUCAGACACCAUUACUGUAAAAAGGAAAAUGCCACAGUGUACGAGGAGGCCAUCAAACCAAUGCUUGAGAGAGUACGUCUUCAUCCCCACCUCAUUAAUGGUACAAGAGAAAAAGAAAUGGAUGCCAAGCGAUGGAAGUCUUUGGAGGAUCAUGACGUGAUUGUCCAGUGUGCCAAGAUGUCCCUGGACCAGAUUGAGGGGACGUGGGAGGAGAUAUCCUGUCCUAUCGCCUCCUCCCCCUACAAGGCGGCCCUGACCACUGAGGGCAGAAGCAGGAGGAAAUCUUCUCUUGAAGGGAGAAAGCCAAGAAGUUCAGUGUCUUCCCCACCACAGCUGAGCCCCAAUGUGACCUCGCAGGAUUUAGGUUCCUUUUGGAGCCCCUCCCUGUCUGUGGGUCUGUCUACCCCUCCCCCUUCACAGCGUACCACCCCAGCCACCAGCGUGUUAGAGAGCAGUCUGACAAGUCUGUACCAGGCACAGCAAGGAACCAGUGCCAACACCUCUACAACUGCCACUCCGAGAGCCACACCCCCAAUAUCAGCUGAGGAAGAAAAGAGCAAAGGAAGGUUGAAAGCUCACAGAGAAAUGAAGAAGCUCAGCCUGUCAAGUAAAUCCCUCCCAGGGUCAGUAGAGGGUAAAACUAGUUCCUCCAGUGUUCCCCCCUCACCACUCAGGGCAGAGUUUACCACAGAACCACCCAGAGGAAUCUUCAAGUCCCUCCCUGUGAAGCAGGCCGCCAGGGAGCUUCAGUUUGACGUGGGGUCCGUCAGGAGAAACAUGGGUACCCCAGAACAGAUGACAGAGAUGGUCCAGGAUAGCCCAGUACCAGGGGAGGGGUUACUGAAGGACGCGGAGGUCGAUAGGUCAGACCUGAUGGAGUCGUAUUCUAGAGAUGCCAUUAUGAAAACACAGGCUAUUGAAGAGGACAUUGAUGACCAGGAGGUGUCUGAUCUCACUAAGAAUCCGGUUCCCCCCAUGUUCCAGACAGCCGAGUCCGUGGCCAAAUUCAUGAGGAGCGUCAACAGGAUCCGAUUCAAUAGCAUGACAAACGAGGUCGAAUCAAUCCUAGCACUCGAAAAGCACAGCAGCAGUAAAAGCUUCUCUAGAUCAUGUCCAAACCUACACAAGAUGCCAGUCACAGAGGAGGAAGUAGAGGACCAUCUGUCAAGGUCAGUCUCCACGACCUUCAGGCAGUGUUCAGAGUCAGAUCAGUCAAAGGCCACGGAGGUCAAGGACAUUAGAGCGAGAAGGACAUCCACUCCCAGUACAGCCCCUGAUACAUCUAAAUCCACCAAUGUGACUAUAAACCUGUCAUCCCAUGUGGUCAACAACAUCGCGUAUCAUAGGAAGGACUCUGUAGAUAAAGAUAAGGAUGGUGACUUGAUGAGUCUGUUGAAGUCUAUCCUGGUCCCGGCCAAGGUCGCUGUGUGUCAGAGAUGUAGUGUCCAGUGUCUCACCACAGGGUCUCCAUGUAGUAAGUCAGAUGAAGAUAUGCCUGUCCCUAUAUUUGAAACCUACUCACCCCCUGAGCUGCUGGACAGACACCUACAGUUGGGAGGAAAUAUACACGCCAAACAGCUGAGCAGGAUCCCCCUCACAAACCAGGACUCCAUCAACUGGACACAUUUUGGAGGUAUGCCCCCUGCAGAUGAAGUGAACAUUCUCCGUGGACAAAUCAUUAUGAUGAAGAAUCAGAUUUUAUAUGAAAGAAAUAAAAGAGAACUCCAUGCUAAAAGAAAUAGGCGACUUCUCCGUAAAAUCACAACAGCUAAUGCACUCGAGGAGCAAACAAAAGCACAGAAAGAGCAGAUCAAGAUUCUGGAGACUGAGAUCCAGAACUUAAGGCUGUCCAUGAAAAUUCUCCAGGAAGAAAAUCGCAGGCUGAAACAGACCAAUGAAAGUAAUGAGUAUGAGACUCAAGUGAAACUGAGGGCUUGCUUGAGUGAGUUAGAUGAGCUUCGACUGGCCAAGACAGAGAUGAACACAUUGUUGAUAAGACAGAGGGAGGAUCAAGAUGCCCUGAAAGCUAAGCUGCAAAGUACAGAAGCUCAGCUCUUUCAGGAACAGAGAGUGAAUCAACACCUGAAGGAACAAGUCCAGGUGACACAGAGGCUCAAAGAACAGGUGCUACAGUUACACAAGGAACUGUUAUUGAUGGGAGAACUUCAGGGUAAAUACGAGACCAAGCUCAAUGUCAUCAGGAACAGUCACCACGCCAAGCCGGAGCAGGAGAACAUGAUUAGCACGCUGAGGGCCGAAAAUAAAGCUCUGCGGGAGAAAAUGAAAACAAAUAGACUGAGUCUAGAAGGCUUUGGGAAGAGGGUCCAGGAAUUGGAGGGCAAUCUACAAAAUAAACAACUGACCAUUGAAGAGCUGCAAAGGCAACUACAUUAUGCCAAAAUUUGUCAGCAGGAUGAAAUUAAGGCUGUGGAGGAUAAAUACAACAGCAUAUGCAGCAUUAACCAGAGACUGGAGGGGCAAAUUAUGUCCCUCUAUGGUCAGAUAGACCAACUGCAACAGCCUAAACAGGCCAAAAUUUCCAUUCCACAACACCACCAUGUAUCAGAUGAUAGCACACCCAGAGAGAGAACAGGAUCUGUGCCCUCCAAGCCCCCCAGCGUCAAACCUCUACUUACAAAGAUCAGUAGUGUCCCCUUAGGAUGUGGACUGGCAGGUCCCCCACCCACAGGGGUCAGGACAGGUCAGGAGGGGUCAAGGUCACACCAUUCAGACACAGGGAAGUCAAGGUCGGAGGUGACAGGAGCACACCUGAGUGGGCGGACAGAACGGUCAGAGGAUGCUGUGUCUGUAUCCUCCACGGAAUCGAUGGGGUCCUCUGGGGUCAGGCGGGGGAAUAUACUCCACAGUGAUGGAGAGGAAAAGUCACUGUCCUCUAAAGACAGUGGUUAUAAUAAAUGACUGCCAUGUGUUCCAGCUUUUGUAAUGGUCUUUCUUAAAAAGAACUUAGAGUUUAUGUUUUGAUAAUGUUAACCAUGAUGUCUUUAGAAAUUAACACAGUUAAAAAUGUUUUAUGAUCAUACUGGAAACUAGCAUUUAUUGCCAGACUAGAAAUAUUCAUGAUUUUUGCAUUCUUCUUUUAUGCUAUCAUUUGUGUGUAACUCGAUCUGCCUGCUUUAUAAGUUGUAUGCCAGCAUGCUUAAUUUGCAUUACUGGAAUAAUGUGUGUGUACAAGUGUACUGCAAAACAGUUUAUGAUGAUUUAUAAGUAAUUGAUGGCUCUGUUGCUAGUUUAUUAUACAUCUAAUGAGAUGCUGGUUUGUGACCAGUCUAUACAGAGACAUCUCUACUUCUGUGUAUGUGAGAUCCACACAUAAAAAGGGUAAUUUUGAACUUACAAUCAAAACUUUUUAUGUAGAUGAUACUUUUCUAGUUAAAGAGUCAGUGGCCAAUUAAAUCUAUUGAUAUUUCUUAGAAAUAUGAACAAUUAUAAAGAUCAGGGAACCUUCAAUCUUAAUGUACUAACACAGAGAUAUAGCCAGUGGAAGAAAUGUAUUUUAGAAUGAUUUAUUAUGAAGUCAGUGCUAUUGGUGUUUGAUUUUAGAACAAUAUUUAAUAUGUGCCAUAUAUAAUAUCAUGGAAAGGUCAAGGUCAUAGACAGUGAUCAGUUUAAGGCUGUGUGUACAAUUUGAAGUUUUCCUUGACAUUUCCUUUUCAUAAAGAGAAGAUAAUCUAGUUGACAAGGAAAGAGGAUUUAAAUAAAUGUGUAGUGAAAUAUUGGAGAGAAUGGAAGAUUAUUAUUAUGUGAAUGUUCAGUACCAAUGAUAUAAAAAUCUAGUCAGUGGACUUUUUGCCAGCAGUAUUUGUAUGUUAUAGCAUUUUAAAAAUGUUUGUUAUAAUUAAGACAAAUAAAAGGUACAGAUUUGAUGUUUUUUGUGCAUAUUUCAUAUUUACACAUAUUUGCAGAUCAAUUGCAACUUCUCAGGCCUUUCUGACAAGUGGAAAAACAACCUCAAAUGUAUUAUGUAGAUGCCAUGACAACCCCCUUUUCACAAAAUUUGAAAUAAACGUGGGAGGACCUCUUAUCUCUGGUGUAUGGAGUUAAACUUUAUUCAAAGUAAAGAUAUUUACCUAAAGUACACUUUAGAAGGGAUUUGUUACUCUGUCUAACCUAUAUUUAAUAAACAGGAAGAUGUAUAAAUUUUUAACAUCCGGUGAUUGUUUUUUCUGACCUCUGACGGAAAGACCAGAGAUGAUGCCAUUGAUUUGCAGAUAUGGAUAUACAGCAGUUACAGAUAGAUAGUAUUUGAGAGUUAUUUAUCAGUAAUAUUGAAUUUUUGCCAUUGGA